CCACGGCCGCGGCGCCGGGCGGGCAUCCCCGCCGCCCUCGCCGCGCUCCUCUCGACUCCACUCGCUCAGGUCCCGGAGCUCGGCGGGCGCUGGGCGCGGCGGGGCCGGCGAGAUGCGGCAGCUGUGCCGUGGCCGCGUGCUGGGCAUCUCGGUGGCCAUCGCGCACGGAGUCUUCUCUGGCUCCCUCAACAUCCUGCUCAAGUUCCUCAUCAGCCGCUACCAGUUCUCCUUCUUGACCCUGGUGCAGUGCUUGACCAGCUCCACGGCGGCGCUGAGCCUGGAGCUGCUGCGGCGCCUCGGGCUCAUCGCCGUGCCCCCCUUCGGCCUGAGCUUGGCGCGCUCCUUCGCGGGGGUCGCGGUGCUCUCCACGCUGCAAUCGAGCCUCACGCUUUGGUCCCUGCGCGGUCUCAGCCUGCCCAUGUACGUGGUCUUCAAGCGCUGCCUGCCCCUGGUCACCAUGCUCAUCGGCGUCCUGGUCCUCAGGAACGGCGUGCCCUCUCCAGGGGUGCUGGCGGCCGUGCUCAUCACCACCUGCGGCGCGGCCCUGGCAGGAGCCGGCGACCUGACGGGCGACCCCAUCGGGUAUGUCACUGGCAUACUGGCGGUGCUGGUGCACGCUGCCUACCUGGUUCUCAUCCAGAAGGCGAGCGCUGACACGGAGCACGGGCCACUCACUGCGCAGUACGUCAUCGCCAUCUCUGCCACCCCGCUACUGGUCAUCUGCUCCUUCGCCAGCACCGACUCCAUCCACGCCUGGUCCUUUCCAGGCUGGAAGGACCCGACCAUGGUCUGCAUCUUUGUGGCCUGCAUCCUCAUCGGCUGCGCCAUGAAUUUCACCACACUGCAUUGCACCUACAUCAACUCGGCCGUGACCACCAGCUUCGUGGGCGUGGUGAAGAGCAUCGCCACCAUCACGGUGGGCAUGGUAGCCUUCAACGACGUGGAGCCCACUUCUCUGUUCAUUGCUGGAGUCGUGGUGAACACCCUGGGCUCCAUCAUUUAUUGCGUGGCCAAAUUCUUGGAGACCAGAAAGCAAAGCCACUAUGAGGACUUGGAGGCACAGCCGGAGGGAGAGGAGGUGCAGCCAAGUGGAGACCAGCUGCCAUUCGUUAUGGAGGAGCUGCCAGGAGAGGGUGGAAAUGGCGGGGCAGUAGGUGGCGAAGCAGCAGGUGACUGCUUGCAGCAGGGUGGGCAAGGGGCCAGCGGCAGCCCCCGAGGGGUCCCGCUGGUGGCCAGGAGCAGCAGGCAGACAUCAGGGCUCUCUGAAGAAGGGAGCAAGAGGUCCCUGAAGGAUGCUUAUCUGGAGGUGUGGAGGUUAGUUAGGGGCACCAGGUAUAUGAAGAAAGACUAUCUGAUAGAAAACGAGGAGUUAGCCAGCCCCUGAUACAUUGUAUGUGCACUUGUUUUUACAGGUUGAAAACAAUCACAUGGUAAUGAGAGGCCUCCUGGCUGCUCUUUGAGAGGUGGGGAAGGGAAGCUAGUGAAAUUAACAGCUGUGUGGUCUAUUCAAAGGCUGCUGGGCCUGAGGCCUUACAGAGAGGGGAGUGGGGAGGAUGGGAAGGGAUGUCCCUAAGUCAGGCAGUGGUUCUGGCUUCAGAGACUCCUGACCCACUUAUUUAUUUAUUUAUUUAGUUUGCCAUUAUAGCCAUAGCUGAGUAUCUGCAUGUACCAAGAGCCCAUCAGCUGCCCUCUCCACAGACUGAGUGUAGGAAUGACUGCUUUGAAGUUUGAGGAUGACAUCCCAGGCUGCAGGUUUUGAGGACAGACCUACUGGUUGUACUGCCAGCUGGGCACAGAGUAUACUGUUGAAAUGACAAGUAUAACUGUGCUGAAUUGAUGUUUACUACCUACAGUCAUCUGAAAUAUUGUGUUUACUCUCACUUUCCUUCACUUGUUUCUCAGAGUAAGUGUUCUGUUACGUUAUGGUAGCAAAGUAUUGAAGCUAUUUUGAAAGCGUGAGUUUUUAGCUUUCCUGAAGUUUGCUUUUAGUAGUUAGAAAAAAAAAACAUUUUAAAAGUUGUUUUGGGUUUGUUGCUUUAUGCUAUUUGUUGUUGAAUGGCGUAACCUUUUUCAAAAGCCAGUUUUACUGUGCAAUAUUCCUUCAUGUAAAUGCAAGAGCUGAACUAUCAUUCAGUAAUAACUGAAGCUCAGCUGGAAGAGUCUCCC
Ochotona princeps (American pika) is the source of this 2166-nucleotide messenger RNA. It is a transcript of the gene SLC35D3, whose product is annotated as solute carrier family 35 member D3. Lineage: Eukaryota; Metazoa; Chordata; Mammalia; Lagomorpha; Ochotonidae. Gene Ontology annotation, cellular component: Golgi apparatus. The coding region runs from base 113 to 1384 and encodes 423 amino acids. The transcript has 2 exons. Gene Ontology annotation, molecular function: antiporter activity. The record is from RefSeq and is a predicted model, not a curated record.